CGGAUGAGUUCUUUGAUAAUUGCCCAGUAUCGAGACACCACAUCAAGAUGCCUCCGUGUGGGUACACUUGGAAACUUCUGAUCGAAUCCAUGCAUGCUACAAAACCCCAAGAGCCAAUCCCUCGAUCAAAGGAAUCUGGUCUAUAUCUUCUAGUUCCAGGCACCCAGCCCCGAGUAUGCCAGAGUCCAUCAACCAUACAUGCCCGUAACCCGCGAUCAAGAGCCAAAUCUGCCACUUUCCCUCAUCCUCAAUAUUCAACCAUCCCAUUACAAACAAUACCUUCAAGACAUAACGCAGUCAACAUGUCCGAUCCGAAUCAAGAUUUUGACUACUCAAACCUAAACCGAAAAGGUGGAAACGGAGGAAAAAACGACAAACCCCCUUAUCCAUGCACAUGUGAGGAAUGGCAUUGGUACAAAAAUUGUCCUCUCAGGUAUUGCAUCCAAAACCCGUGGGCGGAAUCGAAGAAGGGGAAGAAGGGGAAGAAAGGAAAGAAAUGAAUUCCAGGAAUUAUAAUUGGAUCAACUGAGAGAUAUUGUUAGAUUGGAUGGAGACUCGUACUGCAGAGGAACGGUUGACACAGAUGCUUCCCCUGGAGAAAGUUUUGCUGGGAAAGUUGAGGCUAGGUUUUGGAGAAAGGCAG
This is a messenger RNA of Hyaloscypha bicolor E, 643 nucleotides long. RefSeq lists its product as uncharacterized. NCBI's taxonomy places the organism in Eukaryota, Fungi, Ascomycota, Leotiomycetes, Helotiales, Hyaloscyphaceae. The record is from RefSeq and is a predicted model, not a curated record. The transcript has a single exon. The coding region runs from base 48 to 500 and encodes 150 amino acids.